Messenger RNA from Labrus mixtus (cuckoo wrasse), 1276 nucleotides. RefSeq names its product tumor suppressor 2, mitochondrial calcium regulator a (gene tusc2a). The coding region runs from base 291 to 626 and encodes 111 amino acids. Gene Ontology annotation, biological process: inflammatory response; regulation of mitochondrial membrane potential. Gene Ontology annotation, cellular component: mitochondrion. NCBI's taxonomy places the organism in Eukaryota, Metazoa, Chordata, Actinopteri, Labriformes, Labridae. The record is from RefSeq and is a predicted model, not a curated record. The transcript is spliced from 4 exons.
GAUCAUUCCAAUCCAUGUAGGGUGAAGAUAAUCCCGUGUUUACGUGUCGACAAAGCUCUGCUUCGUCAAGCUAGCUGCUCAUCAUUUAGCCUCCACAGCUAACCUGCGUCAGCGGCGGAAGCUAACAGGCUAACAGAUAACCCACCUAAAUAUGCAGGUACCUUUAGAGAGGUAUUACUACAAACCUGUGCAGAACUGCAGAUCCUGGCUUUGGAGAGGAAUUGAGAGCAUCUGGGAGCAAACCUGGUGGACAGUUUCAACUGUGAACUAACUAUGCCUUAUCUCUGAGGAUGGGAGGAAGUGGAUCCAAAGCCAAAGGAGUCUGGCCUUUCUCAGGCAGUGGAGCUGGAGGGGAUUCACCUAGUGAUGGAAAUGAGCAGUCUGUGGCCCGUCUCAAAGGCUCCAGAAAUGCAACACCGUUUGUUUUUACCAGAAGGAGCUCUUUGUACUAUGACGAGGAUGGCGACCUCGCCCAUGAAUUCUAUGAAGAGACGGUGGUAACAAAAAAUGGCAGAAAAAAGUCCAAGUUGAAGAGGAUCCAGAAAAAUCUGAUCCCACAGGGCAUUGUGAAGCUGGACCACCCCUGUAUUCAUGUAGAUUUCCCCAUUGUGCUCUGUGAGGUGUGAAAAGUAGCACAGGACUUCUAAAUUAUAAAGUGCAGCCACAGGUCCACAUCUCAAAGGAAAGUCUUGUUCUGGUCUACAUGCAUCGCAGUCAAGACUAGGACCAUGGCUAUGAGAGAAGAUGGAUAAUUCAAACUGGCACAUUAAACUGAUAUAUUGAAUGAAAUGUUUUACAUUUGAAUUCAACUGUGGUCAGAGGAUGCCCUGGUCACAAAAACCCUAAUUUGAUAUUCACAAUCCUACUGAUGGUACAGGUGGUGUUUCCACUACCCAGCUGAUAUGUAUGCAGUCGUAGAGAAACCGUAUUUCUCUUGUAAGUCUUUUGCAGGGAAAAACAUCCUUGAUGUGAAAAGGCUUUAAUGGUAUAUGCCUUCUGUGAGACAUAGAGUGAAACUGUAUGUGCCCUCGUAUGUGUACAUGUGUGCACUUUUGGUUUGUUUAAGUGAGUGUGUGAGAAGGAUUGAAGAUGUACUCACAGGGUAGAAUUAUGAAGGGUUGUGAAAUGUAUUGUAUAUAUGGUCAUGUUCUGUAUUGUCACGUCUGAGUCUGUCUCAGUUACCGAAGCUCAGACCUGCACUAGUGAACAUAAUGCACUGUAAAUAAUUUCAGACUUCUUAGUUGGAAAUACUUGAAUAAAUGGUAACUGAGCUGAA